AUGGCUGUAAUGAAACAGUUAUACAGAGCUGCUGUUCAGCAGGAGAAUUAAUGUGUUGCACUUGCUAUAUGAAUGAAGAAACCUAUAUACGAUCCGGACGAAAUACCGGAAAGGACAUCUGUUGUGACGGUGCCAGAUAAAGCCAUGAAAAGCCAGGAGCAGAAGAUGAACCAGAACGCCUUGAAAGCCCAAACGCAGAAUGAACCCAAACCACAGUGCCAGACCAAGAGCCUCCAGUUCAGAAGCAUCGCCCCCAAAGCGCCCCCAGCGGUGCCGCCCCCCACCGUCCUGUCCUGCCAGCCUCCCUCCGCCCUCCCAGAAGCCUCGGCGGCGGUCAGCCCCAAGUCCAUCAUCGUCCCCGCCCAGAACUACGCCCUCAUGCAGGUGGCCGGGCAGGAGGGGACCUUCUCCCUGGUGGCCCUGCCCCCCUCCAUGUCCCCCCAGUCCACCCAGCAGAUUCAGAAGGGCCCGCCUUUCCCAAAAAACCUGAAGCUGCCCAUUCCUAGGUACCAGCCCAUGCGGAGCAAGAGCGCCUCAGAGAAGGGGGGGGCAGCGGCGGCGGCGGCGGCGGCCGGGGGGGCCCGCGUGCGGAGCCCCGGCAAGGCUCCACGGCCAAGGCGGGGGGCGACGGUGACGCCCGUCCGGCCCGGAGAUUCCCUGGAGGCUGGGUCGGCGGCGGAUCCGUCGGAGCAGGUCAUACUCAUCGACUCCGGCUCCUCGGAGAUGGCGGUGACCACCCUGCUGGCGGAGAAUGCGGUGCUGGUCUCGGGCUCCGGGGUGGAGAAGCCCGCGGACUCCGACGGGACGGAGGGGGAGCGGGCUGUGGGGGGCCUCCUGCAGAAUCUGCGCUACCCGUCGAAGGAGACGCCGGUCUCCGCCUCGCUGUCGGGCGGCGACGGCCCCGCCUCCAAGCGCCAGGAGGGCGGGAGGAAGCCGAGGCCCUGCCUCUCCAAGCCCGCGGGCCAACCGGCUGGCAGCAUCACCGUCCUCUCCCCCACCAUCUUCAGCAAGGCGGUCCAGAUCAUCCCCUCCCCGCCCAGGGGCAAGCUUCCCAUCCUGCCCUACUCCAGGAUGAAAAGCGCCCUCUUCCCGGUGGCCAAACCCGGCGCCAAAUCGCCCGAAAAGGCCCCUCCCGCGGCCCAGUGUGGCCCGGCGAAGCCGUCCGACCCCUCCGCCCGGGCCCCGGGGGCUGCCGAGGUGGUCUGCGAGAAGCAGGCGCCAGGCACAGCGCAGCAGAACCAGUCCUCGGCGAAGAGCGCCGCCCUGCUGGGCGGGGGGCUCUCCGCCUUACAGAAGCCCGCCGGGAAGAAGAGGGGCAGGAAGAGGAAGACUGUGGAGGACAUCCUGGCCUUUGAGGCCCGCAAGAAACGCUCCCUCUCCUUCUUCCGGAGGAGGGUCCCGGAAAAGCCGGCCCCGGUCCCCGCGGGCCCCAAGGACAGGGUGCUAGACAUCUCCAAGAAGUACCGCAGCAUCCGGCCCAAGCCCGUGCUGGUGAUGGAGACGGUGCCACAGCUGGUGGGGCUUCCUGCCCUCUCCGCCUCCGAGUGCCUGGAGCACGACCUCGUUGUCAGCCCCCAUCUCUCUGCCAGCGGGGCCCAGGAGUCCCGGCGGCCGGAGCAGCCCGUGGGCCGCCCGGAGGGGGCAGGCGGCGGAGGCGGCGGCGGGGGCUACGCCUUCCUGGGCAGCCGGCAGCCGCACCGCUGCCCCACCUGCGGCCGCUGCUUCCAGUUCAAACACCACCUGCAGAGCCACAUGAACAGCCACACCAACAGCCGGCCCUACGCGUGCCCCGUGUGCCGCAAGGCCUACGCCCACUCCGGCAGCCUCAGCACGCACAUGAAGCUGCACCACGCCGAGGGCCGGCCCCGCCGCACCCUGCGCUGCGAGUUCUGCGACAAGGCCUUCGGCUACGUGGGCGUCUACUUCGGACACCUGAAGGAGGUGCACAAGGUCAUCCUGACCGUGGAGCCCUCCAUUGCCCAACACGAGGAGGACGUGCCCGUCCAGAGCCCGAUGCCGCCGGAACCGGCGGAGGAGCAGGAGCAGGAGCAGGAGGACCCCGUGGAGCUGCAGAUCAAAUGCGGCCGCUGCCAGGCCAUCACGCCCACCUUCGCCGACAUGAAGCUGCACCUGCUGUAUGUGCACGGCGAGGAGGUGCAGGUGCGCCUCCGCGAGGGGGCGCCGCAGGGGGGCGGGCGCGAGGCGGAGGACGAGCUGGUCAAGCACGCCGCCCACUACUGGCGGCAGCUCAACGAGAAGCGCAACCUGGUCAAGUGCGGCGGCUGCGAGGAGGAGUUCUUCUCCUUCUCCAAGCUCAAGAGACACGUGCACUCCCACCACCAGGGGGAGCCGGAGCGCGCCGCCACCGACACCGCCGCUGACGGCGGGGAGCCCGGGUCGUCCGCGCUGGCCGUGGCUCUCAGGACUGGCUCCGCCUUCAACUGCGUCCUGUGCAAGGAGCUCCUGGACAGCAAGGAGGAGCUUCUGGAGCACUGGAGGGGGCGGCACAACUGCGAGGACCCCUCCGUGCUGUGGACCGUGUUCAGUGCCUUCGUGGAGCGCGAGGGCGUCCAGUAGGGGGCGACAGUCUGACCUCCCAUAACCCCCAUGAGUCUCCCGGACACACCCACUUCCUGUCACGUCAAUAAAUUAUAGCACAGAGUAGAGAACACACAGUAGGUCUUUGUUUUUUUUUUUUU
Molecule: messenger RNA, 2699 nt
Organism: Megalops cyprinoides (Indo-Pacific tarpon)
Lineage: Eukaryota; Metazoa; Chordata; Actinopteri; Elopiformes; Megalopidae
Gene: znf438
Product: zinc finger protein 438
Exons: 4
Coding region: 73-2577 (834 amino acids)
Biological process (GO): regulation of transcription by RNA polymerase II
Cellular component (GO): nucleus
Molecular function (GO): DNA-binding transcription factor activity, RNA polymerase II-specific; sequence-specific DNA binding
Source: RefSeq, a predicted model, not a curated record